Molecule: messenger RNA, 2153 nt
Organism: Phyllopteryx taeniolatus (common seadragon)
Lineage: Eukaryota; Metazoa; Chordata; Actinopteri; Syngnathiformes; Syngnathidae
Gene: mmp11a
Product: matrix metallopeptidase 11a
Exons: 8
Coding region: 91-1692 (533 amino acids)
Biological process (GO): extracellular matrix organization; proteolysis; collagen catabolic process
Cellular component (GO): extracellular matrix
Molecular function (GO): metalloendopeptidase activity; zinc ion binding
Source: RefSeq, a predicted model, not a curated record
CGUGGAGAACAAAGAAGCAGCGAUUUGCUAUUUAAAGCGGAGGAAGUUCCGAGUGGAGGACUUGAAGCGGGAGGCGCGCGUCCUGACGAGAUGCGGACGAGCGUGCACGCGUCCUUCGGCCGCUGCUUGCGCCGCUGCCUCCUCAUCCUCACGCUCGCCGUGCUCGGGCCCGAGUGCGCGCGCGCUGCCACCCUGCGCGACGCCGCCGCCGCCGCCGCCGCGGGCCACCACCGCAACAAAGUCACACCGGUGUCUGAAAAAUUCCCAGAGCUAAAGAAACAAGUCAAGCUUCCUCGCGCCCACGAUCUCCUCAAGGAUGUUGCACUGUCCAACAGCACCUGGAGGCCGGGGAGGCGCCCGCGCUGCGGAGUUCCUGACAUUCCCAGCAGCCAGCGGCGACGUCUUUUUCCGUCAGGACACCGGCGCAGACGCUUUGUCAUCUACGGGGGACGCCUGGACAAGAACGACCUCACCUACAGGAUCGUGCGCUUCCCAUGGCAGCUGGGCGAAGAGAAGGUGCGUCGCGUCUUUCGGGAAGCGCUGAAGAUUUGGAGCGACGUGACACCGCUGACCUUCACCGAGAUCCGCGCCGGCAAAGCUGACAUCCGCAUCGACUUUAACAGGUACUGGCACGGUGACAGCCUCCCGUUUGACGGCCCGGGCGGGAUCUUGGCUCACGCCUUCUUCCCCAAAACACAUCGCCAAGGAGACGUCCACUUUGACUAUGAUGAGGCCUGGACACUCGGGAACCAGAUGGGUCAGACCACCGCUACAUUAGCCAUGCUAGUCAUAGCUAAUGCUAAUUUACAUGUUACCUUAUCUAUGCUGGUAAACAUGCUAACAGGCACGGACCUCCUCCAGGUGGCGGCUCACGAGUUCGGCCACGUCCUGGGCCUGCUUCACUCAGAGGAACCCGGGGCCAUCAUGUCUGCCUACUACUCGUUCUCGUACCCGCUCAGGCUGACCCACGACGACCGGCGUGGCAUCCAGUUCCUGUACGGUGUGCAGCCCAGGGUGGUGCACACGCCACCACCCACUAUGCCGCCGCCCCCUCCUCCCCCGCCACCGCGUCCGUCCCAUCCCGAGACCAACGAGAUUCUCCCCCAUCCCAAUGUGUGCCAGACGGACUUCGACGCGGCAUCCAUGAUCCGCGGCGAGCUUUUCUUCUUCAAGUCGGGAUACGUGUGGCGCAUCCGCGACGGCCAUCUUGAGAGCGGCUAUCCCGCGUUGGCGUCACGCCACUGGCGAGGGAUCCCCAACAAUGUGGACGCUGCCUUUGAAGACAAGGCUGGGAACAUCUGGUUCUUUCAAGGUGACAGCUACUGGGUGUUCGAUGCCGAGAUGCAGGUACAAGGGCCCAAGUCCGUCCGGGCUCUGGGCCUGUCGGAGACGGGCAUCCGGGCUGCGCUGCGCUGGGGCCACGACCCGGACUUCGACACCUACUUGUUUGGCUCAGGCAGCUACUGGCGCUUUAGCCCGCGCCACAACCGUCUCGAGUCGCCUUACUCACGAGCCAUGAGCGACUGGGGUGGCAUCCCCGUGGAUGUGGACGCCACCUUCCGAGACGCUUACGGCUACGCCCAUUUUAUCCGCGGAUGGCAGUACUGGAAAUUCGACCCGGUGGGUAUGAACUCUUUGGAGGGCUACCCCCGCUACGUGGGCGUCGACUUCUUCGGCUGUCGUAACGUGUGACGGAGAUCGACCCGCCAUCACCCAAUCAGGGCGCCGCCCUUCGGGGACCAAUUUUUCAGGCGCCACCAAACCUCAGGCGCUCCCGGAGGGACGUCUAAAUGCUGUUUUUGGCGUCGCCUGCAGGCCAAACACAGUCAUUGCUGUCUCCUCAUGAAGUGCGCCGGUGCUGCGUUCAAGGGCCUCGCCGUGAUGCGUUCAGGGACUGGCGUGUUUGUCGGUGCGGGUCACUGACAAGCAGCUCGGUUGUCACGGUGACAUUUAGUUGUUAUUAAUUAACCAAUUAACAAUUAAUGGUACAAUUAGUGAUCAUUGUCAUGAUGAUAUUGCAUAUUUAUACACUAAAACAGUUUUUGUACAUAUUACUUUUUUACUAGUUUUUUUACUCAAUUGUAAACAUUCCUUUUCCAGGAAGUGUAACAGAUUUUUUUUUUUCAAAAUUAAACAACUUUUGAACAAACUGA